Molecule: messenger RNA, 588 nt
Organism: Halichondria panicea
Lineage: Eukaryota; Metazoa; Porifera; Demospongiae; Suberitida; Halichondriidae
Product: contactin-5-like
Exons: 3
Coding region: 1-588 (195 amino acids)
Biological process (GO): cell-cell adhesion
Cellular component (GO): plasma membrane; cell-cell junction
Molecular function (GO): cell adhesion molecule binding
Source: RefSeq, a predicted model, not a curated record
AUGGCUGUCAUGACAGCGAGUGGAGGAGUUCUUAUCUUACUCUGCAUCUACAGCACCAAUAUUGUGUUCUCUGGACACACAGAGAAAGGAGUGGCUCCUAGUUUCAACAGUGAGCAAGAAGAUGUGGUUGUCUUUGCAACCAACGCAGAUGGAUCUAAUUCAGAUCUUAGCCUACAAUGCGAUGUUACCGGGAACCCUACACCUACCGUGACUUGGUGCAGGGGAGAUGUUGUGGUUGACGCUGGAUUUAUGCUGUCAAAUGGUACCUUCUUGGCACAAAAUAUCACUGAGGGAGAAUAUGCUUCCACGGCUGGAGUAAUCUAUCACUGUGAGGCUACUAACAUCAUUGGAGAACCUGGCUUCAAUGCAACCAUCCGCAGUAGAGACAUCACUGUCCACUAUGCAUUUUUCGGUGGCUUUAUGCCAGCUGAGACAGUGCAUACGUUUAUACCAACUGCAUCUGCUACUUCUGGAGCUGGUAUCGACAUAGCUCUUGAGUGCAAGGUUGGGGACUCGCAGCCACCUCCAGACAUCGUGUGGUAUCAAGACGAUACACUUUUAGUCGAGAACCUGGCACUAAUGCCAUAA